Molecule: messenger RNA, 936 nt
Organism: Closterium sp. Naga37s-1
Lineage: Eukaryota; Viridiplantae; Streptophyta; Zygnematophyceae; Desmidiales; Closteriaceae
Source: the annotation of a GenBank genome assembly
AUGGAGGAGGUCAGGGAUGACGUCAUCAGCGCAGAGGAAGGAGAGCAGCAGCAGGCAGCAGAGAGCAAAGGAGCAGCAGUGGAGGCGGAGCAGAGAAAGCAGGGAAAAGAAUUGGAAGGCAAGCCAGAGCAGGGAGGGGAGGGUGGUGGUCAAGGGGAGCAGGGAGGGCAGCAGGCGGGGCAGAGGGGAGGGAAGCUGUGGGUGCGGGUGGAGCGGCGGGAGGAGAUAGAGGCACAGCGGGCGGGGCUGCCAGUGGUGGCAAUGGAAGGCGAGGUGAUGGAGGCGGUGGGGGGCAGCAACGCCGUGCUUGUGUGCGGCGAGACAGGGUCGGGGAAGACCACGCAAGUGCCACAGGUGAGUGCGGGUGUGUGGGGUGGGGAAGGGGAAAUGCGUGGGUGGGGGGAGGAAGGGGAGGGUACAUGCGGGCCUGCCCUGCCAUCUCCGUGUGCAGUGGGAUGGGGUCGGGCAGAACGACCCAAGUGCCGCAGGUGUGUGGCGGAGGGGCGUUUUCUCUAUGAAGCAGGGUACGGCUCGUCCCUCCCGGGCGGCACAACCGGCAUGAUUGCCGUCACUCAAGCAAGGAGAGUGGCAUUUCUGUACGAGGCGGGGUACGGCUCGUCCCUCCCGGGAGGCACACCCGGCAUGAUCGCCGUGACUCAGCCGAGGAGGGUGGCAGUGCUAGCAACGGCCAAGCGCAUAGCGGAUGAGAUGGGAGUCACCGUGGGCAGGGAGGUGGGCUACCAGGUGCGGUACGACCGCCAUGUGGCGGGCGGCACGGCCAUUAAGAUCAUGACAGAUGGCAUCCUGCUGCGCGAGGUGCAAGCGGACCUGCUGUUGCGGCUGUACAGCGCGGUGGUGCUGGACGAGGCGCAUGAGCGGAGCGUCAACACCGACAUCCUCGUCGGGCUGCUCUCGCGCAUCGUGCCCCUCCGCUAG